Thyridium curvatum is the source of this 1869-nucleotide messenger RNA. RefSeq lists its product as uncharacterized. NCBI's taxonomy places the organism in Eukaryota, Fungi, Ascomycota, Sordariomycetes, Thyridiales, Thyridiaceae. The record is from RefSeq and is a predicted model, not a curated record. Bases 1 to 1869 code for a protein of 622 amino acids. The transcript has a single exon.
AUGCACCUACUUGAUGAUUUAACCGACAAGCCUCGUCUUGCGUUCAGAAUACAGAAGCGCUAUGAUGAAAAUCUGGAGCGAUCUUAUGAACAACUUGUCGAAAUAAGCCGCCUCUGCAGGGAGAAAUGUGAGCUUUGGGAGAAGAAUAGAGUUCUCGAGAACAAGUCACAGACUCUUGAGAACGAGAACGCAUCUCUUCGUGAGGAGCUUGCGGCCCUCCGUACGAGCCGCCAGGAUGAAGGUACUACCGACGUCAGCGAUGACACCAAGGACCUCGUACACGUUGAGGAGCGAGGCGAUGACGACCUGCUGUGUGACUCCAGCCCUGCCCACUCCAUCUCGAGUCCUUCUUCGACGGCUCAGGAGCUACCUGACACUCAGGCCCACUCCCCCCCGGCUGCUUCAUUUGUCCUGGAUGACGAGCCUUCAUCACCCGCUUCGUCGUUUGUCCUGGUUGACGAGCUUUCAUCCCCAGCUUGCAGCUCCACCACUAUUGCAGAGCUUGGCAUCUCUGAUGCUGCUCCUGUGACCCCGGGCGCCCCUUGCCCGUCCCAUGUGGCAAUUCCUACCGGAUCUCUCGAAUCGGACUCGAACUACCCGCAGAACGAAGUCCGCCGCGUCUACUGCAGCGCACUCGAGCUGGAACUUGGGAUGAGCCUAUACAACCAUGUCGGGACCACUGAGAGCCCUGUUCCUAGUGAAGUCGAUGACACGGAUGUUCGACCUACAGAGUGGAUCAGCGAGGAUGAGGAGCUUCGAGAGGGUUGCAUUGAGAUGCAUUAUGGCACGAGUUACCGCUCUCCUCUCCCGGAGCUUCCCGGCGUUCUCACGUACGGUAUCCAAUACCGUCCUGACGCCGUAGUCCGCUAUCCCGACGAAGCUGCUCUCGAUGUUCCCAGCAGCGAUCUGCGGACUGUGACAAUCUCCAAUAUCCCUGCUGGACACCAGCUCCGCGAUGUUCUCCAGCGCGUUCGCGGAGGGGGUGUGCACAAGGCUAUCCUAGCUGACACUCGUGCUCUCGGACAGGGUAUGACUGCAAUGGUGAAGUUUAUUUCGGCAGAUGAUGCUUCCAACUUCGUAGGUGCCGCCCAGGAGUUGGCGACCCCGAAACGCGCCGCCGACAUCGCAUACCCGUGGAAGGUGACUCUCACCGGAACUCCGGCAUACCCGGACCACACCUUUGUCACCGACGCCAUCGAGGAGGAAGGAGCCACGCGAUGCCUCAUGGUUCGUGGUGCCUCCAUCGACGACAUGCUGGAGCUCCUUUCUGGUCUCGGUCUCGAUUUUCGCCGGGCUCCCCACAAGGUUUCCGUCCUCGAGGACGCGUUUAUCGACCACAAAGGAAGGCUAUUCCUGAACUUUGCAGACAUCGCCGUGGCGGUCAAUGCUCGCCACACCAUCCGCGUCACAGAACGCCUCAGUGACAUCAACCAGCGCAUUAGCUACGCCAUGGAUCACUGCCAGGGCUGCGUCUGCGAGCUGGCUAAGCCGAGCGAACCAGUCUCGUGCGGUUACAUGAGCUUCAAGGACAUCUCGCUCCACUGCAAUAUCUUGACUAUCAUCACCUUCCGCCAGUCGAUGAAGGGCUACUUGAACACGUUCACGGUCAAGGCCUUGGACCCCAACGAUCACGGAUCAAAGCGUCUAUAUCAUAUGCACGCUCUCCCAUGGACCGAGGAUCAGAUGAAGAGUCUCAAGGCUAAGGUGUCCUGCGAUGCUUGCAAGGCUGGCGAGCAAUGCGACCAGCAUGAAUCCCCGCCGCACUGGGGCGAAGGCACGGCUUUCUUCUCACUUGAAGAGCACGACAUGCUCCACCACCUCAUCGUGGCUCCAGGUACCGACAUCUGGCACUACUGUGACUCGCAGUAG